Molecule: messenger RNA, 1993 nt
Organism: Colossoma macropomum (tambaqui)
Lineage: Eukaryota; Metazoa; Chordata; Actinopteri; Characiformes; Serrasalmidae
Gene: gpr35b
Product: G-protein coupled receptor 35 b
Exons: 2
Coding region: 77-970 (297 amino acids)
Biological process (GO): phospholipase C-activating G protein-coupled receptor signaling pathway; positive regulation of Rho protein signal transduction
Cellular component (GO): membrane
Molecular function (GO): G protein-coupled receptor activity
Source: RefSeq, a predicted model, not a curated record
AUUGCACAUAUGAGCCUGUGAUGUGUUGAAACGUUUCUAAAGCUGUCAUAAGGACAAUCUGCUGUGAGCACUGGUCAUGGACUUAAACUGCAGUGUGGUGAACAACAGUGAGGCUGCCCUCAUUCUCUUCCAGCAGGUGGGCUACACACCUGUGUUUGCUGUGGGCCUGCCCCUCAACAUCUCGGCCCUCUGGUUCUUCUUCCGAAUCCGCCACUGGACGAGCACUCACAUCUACAUGUUCAACCUAAUGCUCGCUGACUUCUUACUCAUCCUCUUUCUGCCCUUCCGGAUAUUUGACACCUUCUGCCCCAUGCGCCCUUCAGAGUUCUGCACAUUCCUCAUAUGCGUGCAUUACAGCAACAUGUAUGUUAGCAUCUUUACCAUCGCCGUGAUCAGCGCCCACCGCUUCAUAGCCAUCAAGUUCCCCUUGCUGACCAAAGCUUUAGAAGCCAGGAAAAAGGCUAUAGCAAAAAUUGUGUGUGUUCUCAUCUGGAUGAUGGUGAUGUCAAUCUGCACAAGUUUCCUUGACAAUUUGCGUAAGGACAAGUUGCGGAAAUGCUACGUGCACAGAGCAGAUCGGCAACUGCAGCUAUCUUUCUUACUGGUUCUGGAGAUUGUUGGCUAUCUUCUGCCGAUAGCCAUCAUCACAAUUUGCUCCACACAAGCAAUCUGUACGAUUCUGAAAUCAACAGAGGCAGACGGUAGCCUUCAGCAGUUUGAGAAGAAAGACGUCUUAGAAAGGAAAAGGAUAGUGGCCAUAAUCACAGCAAACAUGAUUGUUUUCAUAGUUUGCUUUACUCCCAUCCAUAUUAGUUAUCUGGUGAGUUAUCUUUCGCCACAUGAGCCUGGAAAGGUUAAAUUUAGUUCUGUCUUUUAUGAAGUCUCUGAAUGGAUAGCAACAACCAACUGUUGCCUGGAUUCUGUGGGGUAUUACUUGUUGUUGAAAAAGGUUUUCAGAGCAAAGAGUUAGCCUGGCUUACUCAACAAGGUAUAACACAUCUGUACUAGCAUGGAUCAGGAACAAAAAUUGGCAUUAGACUUUUAUACAGACCAGCCUACCACAAUCAGACAGAUGCCAACCAUCCUUGUACCCCUCUUAAGUGUAUGCUUACUUGCCAUGCUGUUUUUUUUUUGUUGUUGUUUUAUUUUUUGGGUAAAUUCGGGUUGGAAGGUUGUAUAUUUAGGAUGGUUAAUAUGACUAGUAAAUAUGACUAAACUCUGUUCGGGUGCUUGUCAAUAGAUAUGCCCACCACAUGGAAAAGAAAUCAUGGCGGUGGCAGUUUACACAAUUUACAAGAGGGAAAAUUGGUAUUUACCAGUUUCUGACUCCUCUUGACCGCAGUAUAAGACAAAACAAAUGAAUAAAUAUUAUGAUACUGUAGCUUAAAAUCACAGGAGACCCUUCUGGAUCUCACUGGAACAUUCCGGCUCCUCCCCCUCAUUAUCCUUAACACCUGUUGAAUUGAGUGACUCUGAUUCUGUUUUCAUGUCAUUUUAGCCGUGUUUCCAAGUGUGCCUCAUUAGUUCUUCUGAUUUUUGACUUUGUUAAUGACUGGUUGAUGCAUUUGCCUGCAUUUUGUUUAUUUUGUGAUUCCAGCCUCUCAAAAUUAAUGCAGUGUUUAUUAUAAUAAUACAAAAAAAAAACAGACAAUACAUUUUUUGUUAAUUAGUUAAAGUAAGUUUUAUUACAAAUGAAAGUAAUAAUGAACAUGAUAACAUAACUAACUGUGUUAAAUUUGAGAACAAAUGAACUGACAAUUCUACUGAAUGGAGAGCUGAAAGAGUCGGCUCUUAUUUGUAAGCUGAGCCAAUUGACCUGAUAGAUCUUAUGAUGCUGUAGUUUAAAAUCACAGGAGGCUCUUCUGAAAAGAGCCAGAGUGCCCAUCACUAUUUUCACUGGUCACUUUGUUUAGGCUAUUUUACCUUGUUUGUAGGUAAUAAACAGAUGGGUGACAAAUUAAAGGAAAAAACAACUUUGUGUCUUAGGAAGGGG